Messenger RNA from Arachis ipaensis, 3176 nucleotides. RefSeq names its product RNI-like superfamily protein (gene MAX2). NCBI's taxonomy places the organism in Eukaryota, Viridiplantae, Streptophyta, Magnoliopsida, Fabales, Fabaceae. Gene Ontology annotation, molecular function: protein binding. Gene Ontology annotation, cellular component: SCF ubiquitin ligase complex; nucleus. Gene Ontology annotation, biological process: SCF-dependent proteasomal ubiquitin-dependent protein catabolic process. The record is from RefSeq and is a predicted model, not a curated record.
UUAAAUUCAUUAUUAUCCCAUUAACCAAAUAUCAAAAUUUAAUUAAUAUUACUCUAGAUCAUGAUCUAUAGUUUUUACUUUUUUGUUCAGUAUUCAGUUCAAUAAUACUAAGUUAUUUAUGAAAUGAGUGAGGAUCUCACACACACACGCAGGAGACAAAACAAGGGGUCAUUAUUCUAAAUUCUAAACCUGCUGUCUAUAUUGAUCGCCAUGGAAAGAGAAAUUAGCCAAUCAGGCAUCCACAUCAUCCUCUGCAGAUGAUUGAUUGAUUGUGAAGAAGGGGAAAUGGGAGAAAAGAUGAUGGGCGGCUUUCAUUCAAAUUGAAGUAGCUGAGAACCAAACCAAAUCCCAUAGCCAUAGCCAACCCUGAACCCUCCAUCGUCCUCAAUCUCAACCUCUCUGGAAGAGUAGAAGUAUACAGAGACAUACAUACACAUACACGAAUCGUAAUCACGUGGGUCUCCAUGCCCCGACAAAAGCCAACUACACCACACCAGUACCCAUUAAUAGCAACCCUGUAUAUUUCUACAUAGUGUACCAUUACCAUAUACUACUAUCCAAUCUCACCCACUUUGCCCUUUCUCUCUCUGAAUUUGGAUCUUGGGUAAGUGCCAGAAAAGCCACCCACAAACUAACAAUGAUAAACUCAUUACCUACUCAGCUUAAAAAUCCAAUAUUUUUCGAAUUUUAACAGAACCCAACACGCCCAAUUAACCCAUACAGCUUAAAAAUCCAAUCCUUUUUUUUCCCCGUCAAUUUUCACAAAAAUUCCUUUCCGUUCGGGGGCAAAAGAAUACACAAGUUUAGAGGAGGAAAAUAAUACCUGUGUCGAUGGCCGGAACCGGCGAAACGACGAUGACCCACUUACCGCCGGAGAUCUUGACGAACGUGUUCUCCGCCGUUUCGGACACGCGCACCCGCAACGCGAUGUCGCUGGUGUGCCAGAGCUUCCGCUGCUUAGAACGCCGCACGCGCACCUCCCUCACGCUCCGAGGCAACGCGCGUGACCUCCAUAUCCUCCCAACUUGCUUCCGCUACGUCACCGACCUCGACCUCUCCCUGGUCUCGCCGUGGGGCCACGCGCUCUUCGCCGCCUCCACCAGCCACCAAUCAGACCCGCAGCAACAAGCCAUCGAGCUCCGGAACGCGUUCCCGCGCGUGACCUCACUCACGCUCUACGCGCGCUCCCCAGUGACCCUUCACCUCCUCCUCCUCGUCCCUUGGCCUGACCUCCGCCACGUGAAGCUUGUCAGGUGGCACGUGCGCCCGCCGGCAUCGCAGCCGGGUACUGACUUCGCCGACCUCUUUCACCGUUGCCGGUCACUCACCUCCCUCGACCUCUCCUCCUUCUACCAUUGGCCGGAGGACCUCCCUCCGGUUCUCGCCGCAAACCCCAUAACCGCCGCGUCGAUGCGGCGGCUCAACCUGCUCACGACAUCUUUCACUGAAGGUUUCAAAUCGCACGAAAUUCAGCAGAUCACGGCGUGGUGCCCUAAUCUAGAGCACCUUCUCUUGGCUUGCACGUUCGAUGCGAGGUACCUUGGUUACGUCGGCGACGAAACCCUAACUGCCAUAGCUUCUAAUUGCCCCAAAUUGACGCUUCUUCACCUCGGCGAUACCGCGUCGUUGUCGAAUCGGCGAGGGAAUCCUAAUGAUUCAGGGUUCAGUGACGAGGAUGCUAGGAUCAGCAGAGCGACCAUGGUGGAGUUUUUCUCGGGUUUGCCAUUACUUGAAGAAUUGGUGCUAGACGUUUGUAAAAAUGUCCGAGAGAGUUGUUUUGCUUUGGAAGUGUUGAAUUCCAAGUGCCCAAGGUUGAGGACUUUGGGGUUGAGGCAGUUCCAUGGGAUUUGCUUGGCUAUUGGGUCGCAGCUUGAUGGGGUUGCUUUGUGUCAAGGAUUGCAGUCUCUGAGUGUUGCGAACUGCGGGGAUUUGAAUGAUAUGGGUUUGAUUGAGAUUGGUAGAGGGUGUUCGAGGCUUGUGAAGUUCCAUGUGCAGGGUUGCAAGCUCAUCACAGAGAAGGGGUUGAGGACUCUGACUUGUUUGCUAAGAAAGACCUUGGUUGAUGUGAAGGUCUCUUGCUGCCUCAACCUUGAGACUUUCGCAGCACUGAGGGCGUUGGAGCCCAUAAGAGACCGCAUUGAGAGGCUUCAUGUGGAUUGUGUGUGGAACGGGAUGAAGGAAAGUGAUGAUGGCCUUGGCCAGAGUUUGCUCAAUUUCGACCUCAACAAGUUGGAGGACGAGCAGUGUUUUGGUCAGGACUUUGCAAGCAUGGAUUCGGAAGGGACAAGCCAGAAUAAGAGGCAGAGGUGCAGCUAUUCGCCGCCACCAGAGGAGGUUGAGAUUGAUGAUUCCCUAAUGCAAAGCAAUGGGAAUGGUUACUGGGGAACCAGCUGGGACAAGCUGAAGUAUCUCUCGCUUUGGAUUGGAGUUGGUGAUAUGCUAUCGCCAUUGCCAAUGGCAGGGUUGGAGGAUUGCCCUAGCUUGGAGGAGAUUAGGAUAAGGGUGGAAGGAGAUUGCAGGGGCAAGCCGAAACCGUCCGAGACUGAAUUCGGCUUGAGCAUUCUAGCUUGCUAUCCUAAUUUAUCCAAGAUGCAGCUGGAUUGUGGUGACACAAGAGGUUACGCGCUGACUGCGCCGUCUGGGCAGAUGGAUUUGAGCCUGUGGGAAAGGUUCUUCCUGAAUGGGAUUGGCACUUUGAGUCUGGAUGAGCUUGAUUACUGGCCACCACAAGAUGAAGAUGUCAACCAGAGGAGUCUCUCCCUCCCAGCUGCAGGCUUGCUGCAAGAAUGUUACACACUGAGAAAAUUAUUUAUUCACGGUACCGCUCAUGAGCAUUUCAUGAAUUUUUUCCUUAAGAUACCAAAUCUCAGGGACGUGCAGCUGAGGGAAGAUUAUUAUCCUGCCCCCGAGAGUGACAUGAGUACGGAAAUGAGGGUUGGUUCAUGCAGCCGCUUUGAAUAUGCAUUGAAUAGGCGCCAAAUUAGUGAUUGAACUGUGAUACUUCGUGAUGUGACCAUAAAUAGAAACAAAAGAGUUGUUAACAUAGAUCAUGCCACGAUUUUGGCUUAUAUCUUUUGCUUCGCCCUCUAUUUUUAUUUUCCCCCCUUUUUGUUAUCUGUAACAGUGCGACACUUGUGUCCAAUUAUAGAGAAUAAAAAACUACUAUAUUCUGGGAA